AUGAACGGCCUCACCAGACAUCUUGCCUCGCAUGCUGCUCGUCUGCGACGAUGUAGGACUCAGCUAUCCGUACCGGCAGCCUUCGUGCGUCACAACUCUACUGACUCUAACGCGCCCUCCUCGUCCGACGCCUUGCCUCCUCAUGGCCAAGAAACAUCUCUCGAGGGGUUGGAGUCGCCCUAUCCAGACCUGAUGCAGCCGGACAUUAUCAUGGACCUGCACGAAGCCCAGACGUUCGCACCCAGCCGUCGCACACCCUUCCAAAAUAAGGUCAUCAUCCGCAAUGACCCCUCCAUGUUCACCGCCCUGCGGGACCAAGCAAAAUUGAAUGACCCCUUUGCUGCCGAGCAAGCAAGUCGCGCGCGCAAAGACACAAACGGCCCUCUCACGUUCCUUCACCUGACCCCCGCAGAAAUCAGCCGUCUGUACAGGUACCCCAUUCUGCGGCGCCGCGUCGUGCAACAGACGGGCAAGGGCAAGAUCCCGCGCCAGCACGUCGUCAUGGUGGUUGGAAACCAGAACGGCCUGGUCGGGAUUGGCGAGGGCAAGGCGGACGAGGCGCAGCGCGCGUCCCAGGCGGCGCUGAAGGAGGCCGUGCGCAACAUGGACUACAUCGAGCGGUUCGAGGCCCGCACCGUCUGGACGGAGAUGGAGAGCAAGUUUGGUUCGACCCGCAUUAUCCUGCGGCCGCGGCCGGUUGGGUUUGGGCUCCGGUGCAACCCAAACAUCUACCAGAUCCUCAAGGCGGCGGGGAUCAAGGACGUGAGUGCGAAGGUGUGGGGAAGCCGGAAUCCGCUGCAAGUUGUGAGGGCGCUGAUGCGCAUGUUGAUGCCGGGGAACUCUCCACUGGGCAUGGGCAAUGGAGUGGGAGGCAAGGGACGGAGGAUGGACAAGGGUGCUGGGUUGCGGGCUCAGGACGAGCUCGAGCGGGAGCGGGGCAGGAAACUGGUCCCAUUGCGGCUAUAG
Molecule: messenger RNA, 966 nt
Organism: Fibroporia radiculosa
Lineage: Eukaryota; Fungi; Basidiomycota; Agaricomycetes; Polyporales; Fibroporiaceae
Exons: 1
Coding region: 1-966 (321 amino acids)
Biological process (GO): translation
Cellular component (GO): ribosome
Molecular function (GO): structural constituent of ribosome; RNA binding
Source: RefSeq, a predicted model, not a curated record